This is a messenger RNA of Danio rerio (zebrafish), 2137 nucleotides long. The record is from RefSeq and is a predicted model, not a curated record. Lineage: Eukaryota; Metazoa; Chordata; Actinopteri; Cypriniformes; Danionidae.
GAACGCAGUAAAAAGGCACACUUUCUUUCAGCCUUUCUUUCGAGGAGGAAGUCGCUCUGCAAAGAAGAAGACAUCUCUCCGUUUGCAAAUUGUUUACGAGCAUAUCCGAAAUGUAUGCGUAUCUUGGCGUUUCCAUCAAGCAUUUAUGAAAAGAAAUGAAGCGCAGAAAUAACCGCAAUGUCACCGAGACUUACUUUGAGGGAGAGCAUUUGAGUCUCGCAGACUUGAAAAAGGAGUCUGUAGAGAAUGGGUACCUGUUUAAGCACAACAUUCCUGCUUAUCCCAAAUCUGUGAAGUUUCAUGUUGAUAAAGUGUCUCAUGUCACAGGAGAAUGUGGUGUUCGGGGGAUUUUUACAGAUUCAGGGUUCAGACAGCCACCAGAGCUGGUGGAUAAUGAUGAGAACUAUUUUCUCUGGUGGGAUCUAUCCGUCACAUCUGAUGAAAUAUCCUCAGCUGAAGAGGAUUUUCUCAUGUCCUUAUUCCCUCGUCGAAGUGCUGCACAGAUUCGCAACCAGUCACCCUUCUUAAAGCAAUUUACCAGCUCCAAGGCCUUCCAGAAGGAUUCUUCCUAUGGAAACUUCCGCUUCACCUUUUCACUGAAGGAGCUUCUCUGGCACUAUGGAGAUCAGUUCUGUGGUGGCCACAGUCCAGUUCUGCGAGUUUAUGAGACUGCGCUCUACCGGCGAGAGAUUGUCUAUAAGAUUGUGGUGCACCCUCGUGACAAAAAUCAUCUUUAUGAGAGUUAUCCUCGACUUCCUGAUCAAGGUGAUGGUGUGUGUGGUUACCACGAUGGAGCCAUGUGGUGGCGCUGUCAGGCCCCUUCUGAAACCUACAAGCUCAAGCUUGAUGUGAACAGGUUUGACAAAAAUGUUAGUGUGAGCUUUCAUUACAAAGAAGAAUACUACGUGUGGGACCAUGUGUGUGUAGCUUUCCACAUGGAGCCAAACUGGGUGUUGCACGUGAACCAGGACAGGCUGUUAAAGAAAGUGACUGUUUGUGAAGUGAUUCCACCUUGUCUUCUGAGACCUCCGGAGACUCCACUGAGUUUAAACGAGGCCCGGCAUGUAUUAGCUAGUAUUUAAGCUAUACGGCUAGCCUAAGCUAAACGCAAUGUAGUCCAUGCAAAUGCUUUAUAAAACACAGCAGCAUAUAAUCAUGUAAUUAAUGUUAGUUUUGAUUAAAAUGCCUGAAGUUAUAAGAAAUUUUCACUGUUAUUCACUGUUGUAAAUAUAAAACACGUAAACACUUACAUGUCACAGUGGCAUUUUUUAAUAGGUUGCAAUUUUUUAGAUCUGCUGGAAAUUUUUCCUCAAACAUUUUCUUGUUCAUAUUUUUUACUCUUGUUUUUUUAGGAUUUGAGAAAUAAUCUUUAAACUAAAACAUUUAUGCAGAAACCAAAAUAAUGACUUAUGUAAGAAAUGUGCCUUGAUAGUGUCCAAUUUCCACUCUAAACUGUGUGUUGAUGUUCACAUUUCGAAAAGGGUCAUUAUUAUAAAUAAGAUAAGUCAACAGAUUUGUUGACUGCACUAUUUGUGACGAUCACAUAUUGAGCAAAUGGUUACUGAAAGAAAUAUCCAUGUAGUCACUCUCCAAAUAUUCUGUUUUGUAACUGUUUUAUCUUAUUGUAAGUUGUCCCUGUACUAGGCGCCUUGACGUUGCGCCUUGACAUUCUUGAGCACUGGAUAAAAUUGUUCUGCCUAACUGAGCUGAAUAUUUGCACGUAUUCAUAACCCAUGUAACCCUGAGUAUGAUGUAUAAAAGCUGGGAAUACCCCAGUCUUCUUUAGAAGAGAGCAAUAAACUGUUGGAUUCACAUCUCUCAGUUGUUGUUGCCUUCCUGGAGCUCCAGCUUACUGAGGAAACACACAGACGAUCUGCAAUUUAUCCCAACAGUUACCGACUGUGGAAUAGGGACUGGUGUGGGAGACUGACAACCAUCUCAGACUAUGGGGUGUCGAAAUUUAAUUAACACAUAGGUCAAAGCUGUGACGAUAGCCAAGAAGCAACUUCAUUUACAUUUAAAGGCAGUAAACUGUAUGAAACGACUGAAUGUUCAGGGUUCAUGCUGACUGCGCUGAACGGGCACUGCCAUGUACUUUGAUACUGCUAUACUGAAUAAACAUCUUCAUUUGAGAUCU